Molecule: messenger RNA, 524 nt
Organism: Dipodomys ordii (Ord's kangaroo rat)
Lineage: Eukaryota; Metazoa; Chordata; Mammalia; Rodentia; Heteromyidae
Product: protein AMN1 homolog
Exons: 2
Coding region: 1-495 (164 amino acids)
Biological process (GO): SCF-dependent proteasomal ubiquitin-dependent protein catabolic process
Cellular component (GO): SCF ubiquitin ligase complex
Molecular function (GO): protein binding
Source: RefSeq, a predicted model, not a curated record
AUGUAUUCAUUGCACGUUUCCAUUACAUCCCAAGGAAUAAAAGCUGUGGCUGCAUCUUGCUCUUACUUGCAUGAGAUUUCUUUGAAAAGAUGCUGCGGCCUCACUGAUGAAGGUGUCCUUGCACUUGCACUCAACUGCCGGCUGCUGAAGAUCAUUGACUUAGGUGGAUGCUUGAGUAUUACUGACAUGGCCUUACAUGCUCUAGGACAAAACUGUCCCUUUUUGCAAUGCGUUGACUUUUCUGCCAGCCAGGUCUCUGACAGUGGUGUGCUUGUGUUGGUUAGUGGACCAUGUGCUAUGAAGUUAGAGGAGAUUCACAUGGGGCACUGUGUUAAUCUGACGGAUGAUGCUGUGGAAGCUGUUCUUACCUACUGUCCCCAGAUAUGCAUAUUGUGCUUCCAUGGAUGCCCCCUGAUAACAGAUCAUUCACGAGAAGUCUUGGACCAGUUAGUAGGCCCAAACAAACUAAAGCAAGUAUCGUGGACUGUGUACUGAGGUUAUGGAAAUUUGUCAAACAAUGAAAG